AUGGAGAGAAAUCUACCAGUAAUAUCAAAGAGAGUGUGGAGUGUAAUCCGUAUGGCGUUAUUCAUGCUGAGAAAAAAAUUAUCAAAGGGCAAAAUAGUGACGGAUCUAAACAUGAUUCUCAAGCGCUGUGGCAAGGUUGCCGGAAAAGCCAUUGUCAAUCUAAUGCUCCAUCAUCACCACGGAGGGUCCAUCUCAAACCGUCACUCCCAUAACUCCUUCAAUUCUUCUCAGGUACCGCCUACACCGGUUGGUGAGGCCAUGAAUAUGAGUGCAAUGAAGACAAUACUGAAUAUGCUUAGCAAUGAUCAAGCUAUUGUAGAAGCAUCUCCAGCAUUGUUUGGACUCGAUCGUAGUCCAGCGGUGAGGCGAUUGAGGGUAACUGACUCUCCAUUUCCUUUAAGAGAUGAUGAUGAGAAGGACAGCCAGAUUGAUAAGGCUGCGGAAGAAUUCAUAAAGAGGUUUUACAGCCAGUUGAAGAUGCAAGUUUGA
Messenger RNA from Vicia faba (fava bean), 489 nucleotides. Lineage: Eukaryota; Viridiplantae; Streptophyta; Magnoliopsida; Fabales; Fabaceae. The record is from the annotation of a GenBank genome assembly.